Molecule: messenger RNA, 1815 nt
Organism: Pseudozyma flocculosa PF-1
Lineage: Eukaryota; Fungi; Basidiomycota; Ustilaginomycetes; Ustilaginales; Ustilaginaceae
Exons: 2
Coding region: 1-1815 (604 amino acids)
Biological process (GO): phospholipid transport; mitochondrion organization
Cellular component (GO): endoplasmic reticulum; ERMES complex
Molecular function (GO): lipid binding
Source: RefSeq, a predicted model, not a curated record
AUGGACCUAGCAUCCAGUCGGCCUUACCACGGCGACGGCGGCGGAGGCGGAGGCGACGCCAUGCCGCUCGCCCGCUAUGGCGCGCCAUCCCCGCAGCUCCACUACCCCGCCAGCCGCUGGACCUUCACCCAGGGCCUCAUCGUCGGCCAGAUUUCCAUGGUCGUCAUCGCCCUCCUCCUCAUCCGCUACGUCAUCUUCGAGGACUCGGCGACUGCGCUGGAAAAGGAGCGCCUGAUGCGCCUCAAGAUCAGCGAACGCCGCUCCAAGCGCCACGCAAAGGCGCUCCUCGAAAACGCAAAGCGCCUCGGCACCACUUCCAAGCUCGCACCCGCCACCGCCAACGGGCCCACAGGCGGCCGCGGAAGGCGUUCCAGAUCCUCAAAGGCCGAUGCCAGGGCAACCUUUGCAGAGAUACUCGACAAGAUCGGCUACGACAUCAGCACCCACGGCAGCGAGAGCUGCGACUGGCUCAACGUCGUCCUCGCCCAGGCCGUCGCAGGAUACCGCGAGGACGUGCUGGCCGGCGGCGUCUCACCCCAUCCGCCUGCACCCGCCGCAGCCUCCGCCACUCGGUCGUCGUCGGCGGCCCACAACUCCACCGCCGCCGCCGACAGCGCCGACGGCGACCUGACCGAGGAAAAGGAGCGGACGGCGCGUGACCUGAUGGAGGAGAUUCUCAACCGCUCCACGUCCAAGGCCGGCUCCUUUCUCGACCCCAUCCGCGUCACCGAGGCCGACUUUGGCGACGCCUACCCCGUCUUCACCAAUGCCCGCGUCCGCCCCGCCGACGACACGGGGCGCAUGCGCAUCGAGGUCGACGUCGACUACUCGGACCAGAUCACGCUUGCCAUCGACACCAAGCUCCUCAUCAACUUCCCCAAGCCCCGCUUCGCCGUGCUGCCCGUAUCGAUCAGCCUCACCAUUGUCCGCUUCUCGGGCACGCUGGCCGUCGAGCUCUUUUCAUCGGAUCCAAACGCGACCGUACUGCCCUCGGCGGCCCACAGCGCCUACCCGGCUCCGAGCGGCGGCGCCGGUGCCGGCGGCAGCGGUGGUGCAGCUGGUUCAAGGCAAGGACGGCAUCCCCCGCCGCCACCGCCGCCGCGGUCGCGGCAUCAGCUCCACUUCUCGCUCCAUCCCGACUUUGCGCUCGAGGCGUCUGCGUCGAGCCUGUUGGGAUCGCGCGCCAAGCUGCAGGAUAUCCCCAAGAUCGAGCAGCUCCUCAUCUCGCGCCUGCGCGGCUGGAUCCUGGACCGCUUCGUCUGGCCGAGGUACUGGAGCCUGACGUUGCCCAACCUCGUCCCCGGUCCCUCUGCGGCAUCCGACGACGAUGGGGGCCAGACCGCGCCCGGUCAGAUGUCAGUCGAGACUGGGAUAGAGGGGCCACGCAACGAUGGCGUCGUCGAGCCGGGCCACGCCCAGUCUUCGCGGCAGGCGCACCAAAGGACGCCAGGCACCUCGGGCGCGCAGACACCCGCGGCUCCUACACCACCACCGCCUCCGCCACUGGGCAGCGUUGAGGCGUGGCGGGCCCAGACACUGCUCUCGGGCACGGCAGGAUCGUCGGCUGCAGCGGCUGCAGCGGCCGCGGCGGCCAUGGGGGCGGGCGCCAGACCGUCGAUGACGGCCAACUCGUCGUCGUCGUCCCUCCUCGGCGGCAGGCCGGCCAUGGUGGGCUCGUACGUCUCUUCGCCUUCCCUCGCCACACUAAACGGCCUCCGGGGCGGCGUAGAUGAUCCGGCCAGUUCGGCGGCGGCCUCUGCGUACGGAGGCAGCGCUAGGGCGUUGCGGCAUCGGUCUGCACAUGUCGACGGCUAG